AUGGGCAACAAGAGCGAUAAUGUCGAGUUUGUCGAAGAGCUUCAACACACCCAGACGCUCGACCAAGUCGAGACCAUGGGAACCGUCAAACUGACCGACGGAGCCAUCGUUUACAUCCCCUCGCCCACUGCGGAUCCUCAGGACCCUCUGAACUGCCCUGUAUGGCAAAAGUGGUUGAUCUUGGUCAUCAUCUCAUGCUUCUCUGCUCUCGGUCUCUCACUCGUCAGUGGUUUCGGCGGUCUACUAGGAUUCUACAUCCCUGGUUAUGUCGCCAUUGGCAAGGGUUACGCAGACAUCACUCAUCUGAUGACCUAUCCUACUCUCUUUAUGGGAAUUGGCAAUAUUAUUGGUAUGCCAUUCGCCAUUGGUGUCGGUCGCCGUGUUAUCAUUCUGCUCUCAACCCUGGUCCUCGUCGUCGGUGCUGUUCUUUGCGCAGUGUCAACAUCUUAUGAGAUGCACCUUGCCGCCCGCUGCAUCGUCGGACUUGCCGCUGGUCAAAGUGAAGCCUUGGUUCCCAUGAUCACCCAGGAAAUGUACUUCCUUCACGAGCGCAGCAAAUAUCUCAUGACUCAACAAGCCAUUCAGGUCAUCCUCACCACAAUUUACGUCGUCUUCGCCAGCCCUAUCGCUGGGGCUAUCACACCCAAGUGGUGGUACGGUCUCGGUGCUGUCUUAUCAGCUGUUCUCUUUGUACUUGCUGCUCUCUUCCUGCCCGAGACCAAGUACGACCGUCCUCUUUCAUCCUACCAGGAAGCCACCGAGCACAGCUUCGAUGUUGAGGAGACUGUCAACAAGGCAUCGCCAUCGCUUCAGCUUUGCACCGUCAGACCCGAGCUUGACUUCACUCGCUACGCUCCCCGCACAUUCCGCUCUGAUCUCAGAAUCUGGGUUGGUAAGCCUGACUUUGGUGCUGUCUUGAACGUCUACAAGCAAAUGUUCGGUCUUCUCCUCUUCCCCAACGUCUUCUGGGCUCUGUGUCUCAAUGGUCUGACCCUCGGUGCCAACAUCGCAAUCGGCACGACUUAUGGAAACAUUGUCACCAAGCCUCCAUACAACUGGGCCCAGGAUAGCGCCAGCUACGUCAAUAUCGGUCAGAUCGUUGUUGCCAUCAUCGCUCUUCCUGUCCUUGGUCAUGGCUCGGACAGAAUCGUUAAGUGGAAGGCCCAGCGCAACGGUGGCAUUCACGAGCCCGAAAACCGCAUCUUGCCCCUUGCCUUCCCCCUUGUUGUCGGAGUCUUCUCUUGCGUGCUCUACGGACUUGCUGCACAAAAUCCAACGCACUAUCAUUGGUUCACUUACGUCUGGGUCGUUGCUGCCUACUAUUUCGCUUUCGUUGGAGCCAACAUUGUCGCCAUCACCUACUUGCUCGACAGCUAUCCCGCUCGCGCAGGGCCUCUCUUGGUCAUUGUCUGUGCUAUGAGAGGAGUCAUGAGCUUCGGUGUCAGUUACGGUAUCCAGCCUAUGAUCGAUGCGAAGGGCUAUGACGGUGCAUUUGGCAUCUUCGCUGCUUUGACCGCAGCUUUCGGUCUCAUGGGGAUCGCUGUCUACGUCUGGGGCAAGAACAUCAGAGCCUUUACUGGUAGAUGGGCUAAGGACAAGAAGGAGUAG
Messenger RNA from Aureobasidium subglaciale EXF-2481, 1608 nucleotides. RefSeq lists its product as uncharacterized. The record is from RefSeq and is a predicted model, not a curated record. Bases 1 to 1608 code for a protein of 535 amino acids. Lineage: Eukaryota; Fungi; Ascomycota; Dothideomycetes; Dothideales; Saccotheciaceae. The transcript is spliced from 6 exons. Gene Ontology annotation, biological process: transmembrane transport. Gene Ontology annotation, cellular component: membrane. Gene Ontology annotation, molecular function: transmembrane transporter activity.